AUGUUCGGCUGCGCCUUCCCAUUACGGGACCCGUCCCUGCUCCUGGCCAUCACUGUCAUUGGCCUGACCGUGGUCAUGGUGGCCCUGAAGACCAGGAACUCAAGGAGAAGAAAGCUGAUCACCUUGCAGGAUCCUGAAGCCAAGUACCCUCUGCCCUUGAUUGAGAAAGAGGAAAUCAGCCACAAUACCCGGAGGUUUCGCUUCGGACUGCCCUCGGCGGACCAUUUCUUAGGGCUGCCUGUAGGGAACCAUGUCCAUCUCUUGGCCCAAAUUAAUGAUGAUCUGGUGAUCAGGCCUUAUACCCCGGUCUCCAGUGAUGAGGACAGAGGCUUUGUGGACUUCAUUAUAAAGAUCUACUUCAAAAAUGUACACCCCCAGUAUCCUGAAGGGGGGAAGAUGACCCAAUACUUGGAGAACAUGGAUAUAGGGGACACCGUCCUCUUCCGUGGGCCAACUGGGUGCCUGUUCUACCAUGGUCUAGGGAGGCUUGCAAUCAGACCAGACAAAAAAAGUGAGCCUGAAAGAAAAUGUGUCAGUCACCUGGGAAUGAUUGCUGGGGGCACAGGGAUUACACCCAUGCUGCAGCUCAUCCGCCAUAUCACCAAGAACCCCAAGGACAAGACCAAGAUGUCCCUCCUCUUUGCCAACCAGUCAGAGGAGGAUAUCUUGUUGAGAAGGGAGCUUGAAGAAAUUGCCAUAACAUACUCAGAUCAGUUCAAGCUGUGGUACACCCUGGACAGGCCUCCCAUUGGCUGGAAGUACAGCAUCGGCUUUAUUACUGCCGACAUGAUCAAGGAUCACCUGCCUCCUCCUGGGAAGUCCACGCUCAUCUUGGUGUGCGGCCCACCUGCCCUGAUCCAGAUCGCUGCUCACCCUAACUUGGAGAAACUGGGCUAUCCCAAGAACAUGAUUUUCACCUACUAACACACCCCAUGCUUUUAACAAAUUGCCUGGCCCCCUUUAUCUGCUUCAAAGUGAGUUUCGUAUACCAUGUGGAACUGUGGUGUUUACAAAAGGGCCACUUAAUGUAACCUUGCACAUGUACACUGCUACCCCUCCCUCUUUUGUGUGUGGUCCUAAGGAGGAGGGCUCAAGGGCUGGGGACAAAGUGGCUUCUGUGGAGCCUUCCUUGGGGAGGCCUGGAGGGGAGUAUCUUUUUCAGGGGUUCG
This is a messenger RNA of Echinops telfairi (small Madagascar hedgehog), 1169 nucleotides long. RefSeq names its product NADH-cytochrome b5 reductase 2. Gene Ontology annotation, cellular component: mitochondrion. Lineage: Eukaryota; Metazoa; Chordata; Mammalia; Afrosoricida; Tenrecidae. Gene Ontology annotation, molecular function: oxidoreductase activity; FAD binding. The transcript is spliced from 9 exons. The coding region runs from base 1 to 924 and encodes 307 amino acids. The record is from RefSeq and is a predicted model, not a curated record.